This is a messenger RNA of Arctia plantaginis, 1806 nucleotides long. Lineage: Eukaryota; Metazoa; Arthropoda; Insecta; Lepidoptera; Erebidae. The record is from the annotation of a GenBank genome assembly.
AUGGAGGAAGAUAAGAAAUCAGAACGGAAACGAAAGAGGUUUUCAGCGCGAUUAUACAGUUCUAAAGGAAUAGUAUGUUCCAAUACACUGGGCCCUAAAAUUGUUCUCUGUAAUGCUGGACAGGCCACUGGGCUAGAAAACUAUAAUAUACAUAAUGUAAUCAAGGAGCAAAGGUUAGAUAUACCUUUACCCAAGUUUAUAGCUGAGAAAGGAGAGUCCCAUUCCUUUUUAGUAUUUGAUGCAACAGAAAGUGCAGUACUAUUUUUUAAUAUAUGCAAUGGUAAAGUGAAAAUUGGGGAAAAUGGAACUCCACUUUAUUUAAAUUUUGUUGAAGAAGUUCCAAGCACAGAAGUGAUAUGUAGUCUUGAUAACCCUAAAGGUCUGUUACUCCUAAAUAACUUCAUCACUAUUGAUGAGGAGGCAAGUUUUUUGAAACUAUUCAACUGGAACCCCGAAUCAAGUAAUUUAAAAAAUAGACAAGUUAAACAUUAUGGUUUUGAGUUUAGAUAUGGAAGUAAUGAUGUGGAUUUAAGUAGCCCAUUGAAAGAAAAGAUACCCAAGGAAUGUGAUGUGUUGUGGCAGCGACUGAAAGAACAUGGAUUUAAUCUUGGUACUCCAGAUCAAUUGACCAUAAAUAAAUAUAGUCCAGGACAUGGAAUACCAGCUCAUGUUGACAAACACAGUCCAUUUGAAGACACAAUUCUGUCACUGUCAUUAGGCUCUGACGUAGUGAUGGAUUGGAGACAUCACAGUGGUAAAUAUGUGCCAGUUUUGGUACAGGCACGAUCACUGCUCGUAAUGCAGGAUGAGGCUAGGUAUGAUUGGCAGCACGGAAUCCAACCACGCACGUAUGACCCCGUCAUUGAACAUCGUCGUUCAGAUGAUUCUAAGAAUACAAUCAGAGUGAUAACCAGUGAUACUACACCAAGGCAAACGAGGGUAUCAUUAACAUUCCGAUGGACUAGAACCGGCCCUUGUGAAUGCAAAUAUAAAACUCUUUGUGACACAGUAAAAAAUGUUUCAACUGAUAAUUUGGAAGAUGAAAUCGCUUCUAAUUUGGAAGAGUUGCACGUACAUCAAGUUUACGAACAAAUUGCGGGUCAUUUCAGUACAACUCGUCACAAACCGUGGCCAAAAGUAGUACAGUUCAUGGAGGGAGUGCCCGCUGGCAGUGUGGUCUUGGAUCUAGGCUGCGGUAAUGGCAAGAAUAUAUUGAGGAGAAAUGAUAUUGUGCAGAUAGCAUGUGAGCGCUCAACGGGUUUAUUGGCCGAAUGUAAGGAGCACAUCCUUGGCGUGAGUGGUGCGGAUUGUUUGCGGCUGGACCUGCUGCGCGUGCCGCUCAGGAACCAAGGCGCUGAUGUCGUUAUUUGUAUUGCUGUUAUACAUCACUUUAGUAGUAAGGCGAGGAGGCUACAAGCUAUAUCGAACAUACAUCAAUUACUUCGGAACGGAGGUAGAGCCCUCAUCACCGUCUGGGCAAAAGAUCAAACUAAAUCCAAUUACCUGUGCAAAAAUAAGCUCAACCAAUAUACUGAGACCAGCGAGACUCAGGUCUCGGUUGGAGGAGUCCACUUACCAGUGCAUGAAAAUAGAACCCAGUUCAAGCAUAAAGAUUUAUUAGUACCGUGGAAGUUGAGGAAAGUGAAUAAUAAUAAACUCGAAAAUAAACCAGAAGAUACCCUAUUAAGGUAUUAUCAUGUUUUUGAAGAAAAUGAAUUGGAUCAAUUGUGUGAAGAAGCAAAUUUUGUUAUAGAAAACAGUUUCUAUGAAGAGGGUAACUGGUGUGUUGUCUGUAAGAAAAAAUAA